CGAAACCGAAGCCAAGCUGAGCCAAGCACAUGUCACGUAAAUUUUACCUUCACCUCUUCACUGUUUCUUUUCUUUUUUAAAUUUUCUGCAAUCAAAGCUAAAGAAUUUAAUACUAAUAAACAACAAAAAGGGAAGGGGCGAAGCAGAAUAUGCUGUUUAUUAUUUACUUUCUUAUACGAAAACCCAAACCCAAAGUGUGGUGCUGUGAAGAACGGGACUCGUCGUUUUUAGUGUAUAAUAAUAAUUAUUAUUAUCUUGAAUUGGAGCACUGUAAGUUUUAUGGCUACACGUGGUUUCUGAAGAAAACCCUCUGUUUGAAUUUACACUUUCCCUUUUUUUUUUUUGGGGUUCAACUUGUUAGUGUUACUUCUAGGCUUUGAAACAACACUACUCUUUUCUGUCGCCGGAAAGUUCUUUUUCUUUUUUUAUUCCGUCAAGGAGGGUUGAAAAAAAAAUAAUGGAGGACCAAACAAGUGAUGAUUGGUUACCACCUGGUUGGAAAGUAGAGGUGAGGCAAAGAAGGAAUGGUAAAAAAGAUAAGUGUUACUAUGCUCCAUGUGGUGAACUUAGAUUCAUUUCCAGGGCAGAAGUGGUUCGUUAUCUCAAAAAUUGUGGUUCUAAAACAGAAGAGAAGGAAAAAGUUCCGAGCAAACAAUCUUCGAAAAAUGUUACAGUCGAGAAGGCCGAGGCAGAAGGGUUACCUCCGGGAUGGACUAAGGAAGUUAAGAUAACAAAGAAGGGAAAUAAAGUCAGAAGAGAUCCGUUUUACACUGAUCCUGUGAGUGGAUAUGUGUUUCGUUCCAUGAAGGAUGCUCUUCGUUAUGUUGAAACCGGGAAGCUUGGAAAGCUUGCUUUCAAGCCUAAGGAGAAUGAAAGCAAUGAAGAGGAUUUGGAAGAAGAUGAUAUCUGUGAGCCUGUAAUCGUCGAGAGCCAGAAGGUAGCUGUGAAAGGAAUGACUGAUGAAGUAGAGAAACAGACUGCUGAACAUGUUUCGAAUUCGAGUGGGAUAACAAAGGAAGAAGAGAUGCUUAAUUCUGCCAGUACUGGAGAACAGAUGUCCCUUUCUGAACAUACUCCAAAUCAGCAUAAAGCUGGAGUAGAUGCUGAAUCGAGCAGCUUGAACCUGUCAGAAGCUAAGGACUCGGAACAGAUGGGACAAAAAGAAGAAAGUGCACAUGCUUCGGGUGAUGCAGUUGGGAUCGGCUUAGAUGAACAUUGUAGAGACGAUGGGAUGAUGAAUGAUGAAACUGAAAAAACCCAACAAGGAAGGAGCAAGACCAAGCUUAAGAAAGAUGUUAGUGCCCCUCGACGAGCUUCAAAACGACUUGCUGGAGUUGCACUUGAUCCAACACCGGAAAUAAAAACUAGAGCUCGCCGAUCUUCAAUUAAGCAAUUAAGUGAAGUACUUGAUGGAGAGGAGAAUUCAUCCCCUGGUAACCUUAUCAAUAGGGCUUCCAAGCAGCUGGAUUUACUUGAGUCUUCUUUGGAAACAAGCUGUGCCCUUGAUGCUUCUAAGAGUAAAGAACCAAUACUGGGUAUGAGUAACACGGUUUCUUCCGUGGACAUGCUGGUCGUGAAUGGUCAUGUUGGAAAUUUAGAAACAAAAACUAAUGCAGGCGAAGAUAAAAGUGUUUUGCCUCUCGGUUCCAGGAAGCUUGAAAGUGAUGAUAAAGCUAGUGGCGUGCCAGGGUCUCUCAUUGAUAUGCCUAUUGCAGAUUUAUGGACAGAUCCAUGCAUUGCAUUUGCCAUUCAAACUCUCACCGGAAUUCCCUGCGAUACUCCAACGAUAUCAGAGUCAAAUAGUGGAAAAAAUCCAGUGAUUCAAGCUACUCCGGAAGCUCGUGCCGAGAGGGAAGGAUGCGGUCUCGAUAUGCCUCUGACAGACCCAGCUAUUUGGAAAGAACAUACCGGAAAGGUCGAAAAAGGCCACGAUAUGCCUGAAUCAUCCCUCGAAAUGCCUUUGGCAGAUAUCUGGGCAGACCCUUGCAUUGAGUUCGCAAUAAAAACUCUUACAGGGGCAAUUCCGGUCGAAUACGGUCUGGACAAUCAACAUUGCUUUCAGCAGCAACCGAGCUCUGUCCCGAACCAAUCUGUUAACCACUUGACAUUGCCAGACGUCGGUCUUGAUAAAUUCUCGCAAACCGAAUUCAUACGCCAGCAAUACGAUGUUACAGGUAAGUCAAUGUCUAAAGAGCACGGUAUUAGAAAUCCUAUAUAUAAUUACAGUCACCAUCAUCAUCGGAGUGGAGAGAGGCCGUGAUUGCCGAAGGCUAUAUCGUCUUUCUAAUUUGUAUAGUGCAGGAAACUAGCCAGAAUUUAGAAAAAAAAAAAGAAAAAAAAGAAAAAGAAAGGAAGACUAGUAACCAUGUUGUAACAUUUCUCUCUUUUAAUGUUUUUUAUUUGUUUGACAUUUUAAGUAUGAUUAUUGUUUCCCAGUUGGGUACGCAUAAUGUUAGGAUGUGGUUUGCAUCAUUAAAUCCCACCAAUCGUGUUUGGCACUGUUGACACUUUUGUGGAAUUUGUAAUCAAGUCCUUUCUAACUUUAUUGUUGGUAGAAAUAUUAGAUAAGAUAUGAUUAUAUUUUA
This is a messenger RNA of Gossypium raimondii (Peruvian cotton), 2585 nucleotides long. RefSeq names its product methyl-CpG-binding domain-containing protein 13. The transcript has 6 exons. Gene Ontology annotation, molecular function: DNA binding. The record is from RefSeq and is a predicted model, not a curated record. NCBI's taxonomy places the organism in Eukaryota, Viridiplantae, Streptophyta, Magnoliopsida, Malvales, Malvaceae. The coding region runs from base 458 to 2260 and encodes 600 amino acids.